GGGAGAUGGGGUGUCGCUUCCUCGUACCAGGACUCCUCAGUAUUUUAUAAGCGAUGUCCAUGUCGUGCUUCCUCCAGUGAUAAUCGAACUCGAGGCGAUAAAUAUGAAGAUCGGGAUUUAUCGGAGCGACCCACAAAAAUAGGAGAGAGAAACUUUUGUCAUCAGCAGAGUGCAAGAUAAAGAUUCUUUCUUUCAGAAACAAAGGAGCGUAUACUUCUCGUUCUCCACUAAAAACCAGCUUCAGAAUGUGAAUAUCCAUUAGCGCACCUUGCCGAUCAUCAAUAUCCAGCAAGUAGCGACAUGGAUACGAUAAUUUCACGCUUUUUCGUUUAUGUCCAAUUCCAAAAGUAGUUUUCCGAUUAUAGGCUUGCCUGAGUUUUUUUUUGUUAGUCUCACUUGUUCACUCUCAGUUUUCAGUAGUGCUUUACCUGAAGUCGUCGUUUUCUCCAUUUUGCGUUAAGUACUUAUCCACACUGCGUACUAGAGGAAAAAUGAAGCGCGCUUCUCGAGCAAUGAGCAACAAGGAUGGCGGCGACGAUGACAGAGAUCAUCUCAGUGGGCAAGAUCGCAAGUUGACGGAUAGCGAUGAUGAACCUCUGAUGAAGGUUGCGAAGGCUGAAAAAGAACCUGCUCCCAAGAAGGAAGUUGAGGCGCCUUCCGCCAACGGCGCGCCCGCUAAGAAAAAGAAGAAGUCAUCUGCCUCCGCUCCCCUACCUGCAUUUAUUUCUUUGGCGGAAAAUCCCAAGCUGAAAAUCAAAAAGGGUUUGCCGACAGUCGGUAGUACGACAGGAACAUCAAAUGGUGGCUUAGGACGAGUUGGUGUGCAAGACAAUUUUUCCCAUCUAGGAGAAGGCACUGCUAGUAGAGGGAAAAACGGAACCUCGUCUGACGAUGCUUUGCCGGUGAAAAACAAUGGAAGUAGUGCUAGCGCGACUGCAAGCAUGGACAAGAAUAAGAAUGGGAGUAGUUGUGCAAGUGCUGCAGCAAGUAGUGCCGCUGCAACUUUAGGAGCAACUACAGGUACUGGUGGUCCUGCUGCACCGGUUGUAAACACUAGCAGCACUCCGUUUUACGAGCGGCCUGCUUACCUUGAUCGGCUUACGCCUGCACAGAGGGCGCUACGGGAAGUGCGCGCGAAUUUCUUGUACCGGGAGUUGCAGUUCGUAGAUGCCGAAGAAGCUGACUGGCGCUUAGAGAAUGAAGUUUUAGCGUAUAACCCCAGUGUGAUGGCUAAGCGUGCAGGCGAGUUGAGUCCGAGGACCGCUGCGCAGCGUGGCAUCCAGAAAAUCACGAAGACCAGCGGCCGUGCAAUGAAGCAGGACCUAGUUGCUCGCAUUCUCUGUCGCUGGUGGUACGCUUUUCCGGAGAACGUGAUUACGGAAGCCGAGCAGCGAGAACGCAGUCGCGCUGGGCUGGAGCUGCAAGGCUUGACAGAGCUGUCCCUUUCCGAGUUCUGGAGCAAAUUCGGAGAGCACGCCGCUGGCGCUGACGAAGCCUCUGACAAUAGUGCUCGCGGAGGUGGAAAGGCGGAGAAAGCAGCGCGAAAACUCGGUUUUAGCGAUGAAGAUGCAGCUAAAAACGCUGACGGUGAGUCAAUAAAUGGAGAGCCAACUUCGAGCGCCGAGAAGGGCAAGAAAGAGAUGAAAAAGGGCGGCAAGAAAAGAUCAUCUGUCGCUAGCAGUGCAAAAGCAGAUCAAGAUGAAGCGGAUGGGGACCGAACGAAGUUCGUGUAUUCUUUGAGUCAGUUUCCUGGUGUAUUCCGAAAUUGCGAAAACGAGCUGUUUGAUUUCCGGCCGCAGCCCCGCAUCUGCUACGCGUUCCUGGAGCGGAAGCCAGAAGCCGAGCUACGCCGCAUUCUCAAAAAAGCACUGGAAGCGCAGAAAAUGGCUCUAGAGCUUAAAAUGCAAAACGAAAACAGGUGGAGCUACCCAUACGAUCGUGCGCUCAUCCUUGAUUUGGAAGGGCAAAUACGGGAUCUGAGAAAUAGCUAGAAGGGAGGAUGUGGAGGAUCGAUUCAUUAUAAGGAUUUUACUACAUCGCUCUCGCGUUGGACUUGCCUUUUUGUCAAGCUGGCACGCAGUGGUCAAGUAGAAAGUGAAUUUCGAGCAUACAACAUGGGUUUUCCGUCCUUUUUUGAUUUUUUACUUUUUAACCUGUACAGAAGUAGCGCGCAUGCUGCACAAACCAAGAUGAGAAUCCUUCAGCAUGCGCGUCAUCAAAUAGCAAUGGUAAUAUACGGCGCGAUCGAAGAGUUUGGCGCUGUUCUCCGCAUGUGAAAAAUGGGUCGUUAUCUUCGUCUGGUAACUUCUCGGGGCAGCGGUUUUGAGAGCAAAACAGAUAGUCCGGGAGCCACCUGUAGUCAUUUUCAAAUUGAACAAAAAUUUGCAAUCCCUUUUUUUUUAGUAUACCAUCGCUUGACAAGAUGGGAGCAUGAUCGUUGGG
Molecule: messenger RNA, 2442 nt
Organism: Amoebophrya sp. A25
Lineage: Eukaryota; Dinophyceae; Syndiniales; Amoebophryaceae
Source: the annotation of a GenBank genome assembly